AACCAAAGAGGAGCUCGACACCGAACGAACGUUGAAGCGACUUUCGGAGCUCGGCGUCGCGGAGAAUUGCAUCAUUUUAGCGCCAUUCAUGCAUUUUACAUGGCAAGGCUUUCUCCCUUUCGUCCCCAAACCUCGAACGCGUCUUGAAUACGGAUUAGGGGAUGGCUUAGUGGUGUGAUGCCUGUUAUAUACGCCUGAUCAGGGGCACGAGCUUGUCCUGGGGAGCAGCGACAUCAGUAUCGUCAACGAUACCGUGUCAACCAUAUCGUUGCGAUUUCGGACCAUCGCAUCAAACUGCACGACGACUUUCCCCCGUACACGACUACCCCGAAGUACCGACCACGGCAUAUUCAGGCAAUGCGUCUCAUGACUGAUACGACCAACACUCCACGUCUUCCGAAUCAUCGAAAACCGUCAAGUCCACCUGAGAAGCUGGAUAAGUGUCUACUGGCGGUCCUCGCGCCUGCAGGCUGAAUUCCCCUAUUCGGUUUAACGACAUGCAUGAAUUCGCCCUUUAUGGUCAAGUUGCCAGAGAUGACCACCACCAGAUGCUGCAGCAGCUAGCUGGAUAUACUCGCAUGCAACCGCAAGAUACGGUUGAGAUCCACCUGGUUUUCAAAGCUCGGCCACCUGCCGGCUUGGAUCAGAUCCCCUCUGCGGGAGGAUCUCAGGGGAUUUUGGGGCCAGACCUUCUGAAGAUCAAGAACAUGCUCAAUGCUGGCAUCUACUAUGUCCAGGUCAUCGGUGAGGUGAUGCAGAAUCAACCAGAGUCGGUACAAAAUGGCGAUACCGUCAUGACCAAUGGUAACGGUGUUUCCAAUCCCGACAAAUCAACAGUGAAUUGGACGCUCGAUUUCAAAGAUACCCCAGAUGCCGGCAAACAAGCCGUAAGUACGCGACUGAUCUCCAGGACACCACUAGGAGAAGGAAACCUGGUCGGAUUUCUGGCAGCCUUCGACUACGAGUACGUUUCUCGAUAUCUAGUCGUCGGUUCACGCUUCUAUGACCACGACACCACGCUAUUUGUCCACAAGGUGCUUCGUCUUCCGCAAGUGUCUUCUGAAGAGGCUAUAAGCGACCGGUCUUUCCUUUCAAAUAUCUCCGAGCUCCAAGAUUUGGAUGGCUCUGGCGGAUAUAUAGUUCAAGCAUCGAUCGAUGUGGUGGAUGGGAACAAUCCUGAGCUGAAGGAAAGAGCAUCAAGACAAUUAUUAGCAAUCAAGGAGGCCCUCAAGCAGGCCGUGGAUUUGACACCUGGUGAUAGACUCGCACUGGACACGAGAUUGCCAGUGUCUGCUCGUAGAACCUGAAAGGAGAGAAGAUUGCUGAGUCAUCGUCAUUCACGUGACGCACAAAAUGACGUCAACCAGCAACGCGUUCGAGGCGCGUUUCGAUCAAAGAAAUUCAUCAAACAAACUUCAUGCAACCACUU
Molecule: messenger RNA, 1429 nt
Organism: Exophiala viscosa
Lineage: Eukaryota; Fungi; Ascomycota; Eurotiomycetes; Chaetothyriales; Herpotrichiellaceae
Product: mediator complex, subunit Med18
Exons: 2
Coding region: 498-1307 (269 amino acids)
Biological process (GO): termination of RNA polymerase II transcription; regulation of transcription by RNA polymerase II
Cellular component (GO): core mediator complex; mediator complex
Molecular function (GO): transcription coregulator activity
Source: RefSeq, a predicted model, not a curated record